Molecule: messenger RNA, 1743 nt
Organism: Agrilus planipennis (emerald ash borer)
Lineage: Eukaryota; Metazoa; Arthropoda; Insecta; Coleoptera; Buprestidae
Gene: carmine
Product: AP-3 complex subunit mu-1
Exons: 9
Coding region: 263-1510 (415 amino acids)
Biological process (GO): intracellular protein transport; endocytosis
Cellular component (GO): cytoplasmic vesicle; clathrin adaptor complex
Source: RefSeq, a predicted model, not a curated record
ACUGUGUUGACAGAUGAUAACAUAACCUAUGUAAUUAACUUGUCCUGCUUGUCUUAUAGUAAGAAUAAAAGCGAAAUAAUUUUUAUUAAAUGUAAUUGUACACUUUAAUUAAGUUUCUAAACAUUUCGUUUAAUUUUGUGCAUAUGCUGUCUGUGUGAAAUAUAGUACAGUUAAGUAACAAAAAGUGAAAAUUGGCCAAGUAUGAUUGCAGUAUACUUGUAGUACAUUUGUUGUAUAUCAUUUCUUAAAUUCUAACAGAGAAAUGAUUCAUAGUUUAUUUAUAAUUAAUUCAUCGGGAGAUGUAUUUCUUGAGAAGCAUUGGCGCAGUGUUAUAUCUAGGUCAAUAUGUGACUAUUACUUAGAAGCUCAGAGGUCAAAUCCUAAUGAUAUCCCUCCUGUAAUUGCUGCACCCCAUCAUUACUUAAUUUCCAUUCAACGAGGAGGAAUUAGUCUUAUAGCUGUCUGUAUGCAGGAAGUUCCACCACUGUUUGUUAUUGAAUUUUUACAUAGAGUGGUAGACACUUUUCAGGAUUAUUUUUCCGACUGUACAGAGUCUAUAAUUAAAGAAAACUAUGUAGUAGUUUAUGAGCUUUUAGACGAAAUGCUUGAUAAUGGUUUUCCACUUGCAACUGAGAGUAACAUUUUGAAGGAACUGAUCAAACCCCCAAAUAUUUUAAGAACGAUAGCCAAUACUGUUACAGGAAAAACUAAUGUGAGUGAAUCACUUCCUACUGGUCAAUUAUCUAACAUACCAUGGCGAAGAAGUGGUGUUAAAUAUUCUAAUAAUGAAGCAUAUUUUGAUGUAGUGGAAGAAGUGGAUGCAAUUAUUGAUAAAAGUGGCAGCACAGUAGUGGCAGAGAUUCAGGGAUAUAUUGACUGUUGUAUUAAACUUAGCGGAAUGCCAGAUCUUACUUUGUCUUUCAUGAAUUCAAGACUUUUUGACGACGUUAGCUUUCAUCCCUGUGUGAGAUUUAAGAGGUGGGAGGCCGAAAAAGUUUUAUCAUUCGUCCCACCAGAUGGAAAUUUUAGGCUGAUGUCUUAUCAUAUUAACAGUCAAAGUGUUGUUGCCAUUCCUAUUUAUGUUAGGCACAAUUUUUCUGUUAAAUCGGGGGAACAAGGUCGCUUAGACAUUACAGUGGGUCCUAAACAAACCCUAGGCCGGAUGGUAGAAGGAGUAAAAUUGGAAGUUCUUAUGCCCAAAUGUAUUCUUAAUUGUAUCCUGCAAACCAAUCAGGGUAAAUAUAAUUUUGAUCCUGUAUCGAAAAUCCUCCAUUGGGACGUAGGACGAAUUGACGUCAGUAAACUACCGAAUAUAAAAGGAAUUGUUUCUUUUGCUUCUGGUGCAAAUACGAAUGAAAUAAACCCGUCAGUUAAUGUGCACUUUGUGAUCAAUCAACUUGCUAUCAGUGGCCUAAAAGUCAAUCGAUUAGAUAUGUAUGGCGAAAAAUAUAAACCAUUUAAAGGUGUUAAAUAUAUUACCAAGGCCGGACGGUUUCAGAUCAGAAUGUAACAUGUUGUUUAAAAAAAAAAAAAUAAGAAUAACUGUCAUUAAAACAUUGUUAUUAUAACAGAUAUAGUUAAAUGUAAUGCUUUGGUGCUUGCUCUCUUUUCAAUAGUGGCAAAAUUUUGUCUGUUAUGUACUGAUAAUUGUUAAACGGAAAAGUUUGCAUUAUUCUAAUUCUAUUUAAGUUGAUAGAAAAAUUAAUAUACUGUUCUGUAAUUUAUCAUUCCUUUACUUUGUAG